Sitophilus oryzae (rice weevil) is the source of this 2962-nucleotide messenger RNA. RefSeq names its product protein goliath-like. The record is from RefSeq and is a predicted model, not a curated record. Lineage: Eukaryota; Metazoa; Arthropoda; Insecta; Coleoptera; Curculionidae. The transcript is spliced from 11 exons. The coding region runs from base 265 to 1692 and encodes 475 amino acids.
UAGCGGCGCGGCGCGCUCUGUUCUGUGUUUUGCGUUCGAUUUUCAGUCUGUCACAGGGAAAGUGCAAUUCGUACGUGGAAAAUCGCUUUUCAGUGUGAUGGUGACAAAAAUACGACCCAAAUCGAAACGCAUAUACCUUAUUAUACGGUUAUUUUUAAUGCAAUGUGACUGAAUGCUAUAGUGUCUUUUUGUUAAGUUUGGACAAAUUUAAGUAUCGUGCAUCUAUAGGGCGUCAUCUCUCCUGGUCCACCAUUUUUUCAAAUAAUGUACCUUCAGCGAAUUGCAACAGGACAGAUUCUUCAUGCACAACAUCGGAUACUUGUCGCAGCGGUAUUUCUUCAGCUUCUGACAGAAGCACCAACCGAUGCAACUCCCGAGGAUUCCAUAGCUUCGGUCGCAACUACUGAAGAAUCUGAAGACAAUCCUUACUACAAUACCGCAUUUCUGAACGUCACCUUUAAAACGAACAGCGGAUGGAAAUGGGACAAAGCGGAGGUGGGACUAUAUGGUACAGGGUACAUCGGUCCAGCUUACGGACUUCUUAUUCAUGUGACGUCAAAACUCAACCCCGACGAUCAUACGGGAUGUUUAUAUCCUUUUGACAGUUCAAGAUCAGAUAGAAAACUCCCCUCUGCAGGGACAAAGUGGAUAGCGCUAAUGAAAAGAGGCCACUGCAAUUUUGAAAAAAAAGUUGAAAAUGCCUUCAAAAGUAAAGCGGUAGCAGUUUUAGUCUAUAAUGACAGAGCUUGGCCUUCAUUGGAGAAGAUGAAAUUAGCCGAUAUCCCAGAAAGACAUAUCAGUGCUGUAUUUAUUUACAAAUGGAAAGGUGAAGAAUUAAUAAAACUGUCGCAAAAUGACUCAAACGUUUACGUACACGUUACGAUGGCAGCGCAUUCUUCUAAACCAGCAAGUAUUAAUCGGACUUCAGUUUUAUUUGUUUCUAUAACUUUCAUAGUUCUGAUGAUAAUUUCCCUAACAUGGCUAGUAUUUUACUAUGUUCAAAGGUUCCGAUAUAUUCGUACAAAGGAUAAGUUAACACGAAAAUUGGGGUGCGCUGCCAAAAAAGCAUUGUCAAAAAUACCAACAAAAGUUGUAAAAAACAAUGAUAAGGAAGUUCAAGGUGAUGGAGAAUGCUGCGCCGUCUGUUUAGAACCAUAUAAAACGAAUGAUUUACUAAGAAUUCUGCCAUGUAGACAUGAAUUUCACAAACCAUGUGUAGAUCCUUGGCUGUUAGAGCACAGAACAUGUCCGAUGUGCAAAAUGGACAUUUUAAAACACUAUGGUUUCGUGUUUACUGGAAGCCAAGAAAGUAUACUUCAAAUUGAUGGAAUCGCUGAUCAUAUUAUAGAAAAUUCGAAUGCUAGUCAACCUCUAAGUCCACGAGGAGGUGGUAUAAGUCCAAUGCCAGAAAUAAGGGCCAUUGUUAUUACAAAUCAACAGAGACAGUGUCUGUUUGAUAGCUCUGGCGAUGAAGACAACAGUAGAGCGUCCACGCCAAACGAAAUGACGCCCAGUUUGAUGCCAAAGACUGAUUUCCAUCCGACCCGAAUGACCGCAGUACCUCAGGCAGUACCUCAGCCGUCGACGUCACAGUCUCAAAAAGACGACGUAUGCGUUACUUGCGGAGCCCCACGUGACCUACAGCAGCCCUCAACAUCAAAAGCGGUCACGAGUCCAAAAACAAACCAUUAGUCAAAAUAUGUUUUUUUAUCGGUACGGUGUUAAAUGAGUGCUUUAAUAUGAAUUAAACGAACAGAAACUAAUUAGUGUUAAUUGCAACGAGGAAGAACACUUAUAGACGCUCAGUAUAGUUCGACCCUCGAUGAUAUACAGGAUGACCCAGAAAUAAGUACAGAUAUUUUUAACUGGUAGUAUAUUUCGGCCCCACAAACACGCCCUUGAGGUUUUUUUUUGUGAAAAAAAAUCUGAAAAUAUUAUAUUUUUCGGGAUAUUUUAAAAAACUUUUUAGUGCCACUUGUUUAUUCACCUGAGAUUUCUCUACGGUGUAUCUAAACCUUGCAGUGUUGCCACCUCCUACAUUAUCCAUAUUCAAAGUGUUAUUUGUAUUCACUGUAAUUUUAAAUUUGUACACAAAAAAUUACGAGUAUUCUAAUCAUAUCAGUGUCUAUUACUAACAAUUCUAGAAACAAACAACAUUACAACAAAUUAUUUUUACGCAUACCAUACUUUUAUAUUAAUUUUUUAUCUACAGUUAAAAAAAAACUCUUAACAUUGCCAUAUUACGAAGUACUUUUAAUUAAAAAAAAAACAUCCUGUUAAAUAUUUUGAUUGUACAGUACGUUUGUCUGUUCUGUAGCUACGGGGUAUCCGUGAGAGGGGAAACGAUAUUCUCCCGAUGUUUUUCGUAAAAAAUUAGAUGACGCGUCCCAUCAAUAAAAAUUCGACAAAUUUGCAAGUAGCCAAUAAAAUGAGUGGGCGGAGCGAUUUGCGGUGACGUACUCGUCAAGUCGACGUAUAAAAUGUAAUGCUGUUUAUUUAAAUGUUUUUUGUCCGCAUUCCUUUCAUAGACACAGAUCCAGCAGACGUACUUUACUUACCCUUUCAAUGAGAACCAAACUGGGUAAAGUUAUUCUUAUAGGUUUACGAAAUUCAUGGUUAUGCCGCAAAAAAACUAAAAAAAAUUCCGCGAAAAAAAUUCAUAGGCGUGUUUCUGGGGUUGAACUAUACUACCAGUUAAAAUACUUGAACUUAUUUCUGGGAUACCCUGUAUUAUGAUCUAGGAACACACAUAAUCGAUUUCUAAUUUUGACAUUGACCGAUAUCCAUAAAUAAAAUUACAACAAAAAAUUACAAUUACGCGAAAUAAUGUGUGAAUGAAAAUGUACAAUAUAUGACGUAGCAUUGAAAGAUCGUUGAUCAAACUAUACUACAGUGUUGUUCAUCGGAAUGUGUUCCUUGUGAGGAAUUGCAAAGUGAUCUAGUAUUUUUUUACCCCCCCCCC